CCUGUGAGAGCGUCAGAUCCUAGCCUACUUGUUUGUCCGAAACUCAUGAUAAGUGCGCCGCCAACGAGGCUUGAAUAGUUAGCCUAAAGUCUUUUCGCGAGUACAUAUGUGAUACGAUGAGGUAUAAACCUUUUUGCUUUUAGAUGAAGCCAGGACUGUUUGUGUUUUUUAUUUCGACCAUUGUUUUAUUACUUCCGGGAAAUCCACACAGAAACCUCAGAGGAAGAUCGCAGAUGAAGCAGCUCGCUGUUUGUUCUCUCUCUGGAUUGGAAUUUUUUUAUUGUUUCCACUUUCUUAUCUGAUGAGGCUUACAUCGUGUUUGGAGGCCGAGAAAGAGUCAUAAGCUCACUCUCCGGACCUGCAGACGUCCAGCUUUCUCAAUCUUAGGCCAUGACAGAGCCCAAGACGUCUCCACCUGUGAGUGGCGUAAGGUGGGCACGGGUGUGCAAGGAAUGUGGACAGUGCCAUGAAGUUCAGGACAGUCACUUGUAUGAAUACCAGGAUGAGGUGGAUGAUGAGCUGGUGUGCCACAUCUGCCUGCAGCCACUGUUGCAGCCCAUGGACACGCCGUGCGGCCACACAUACUGCUUCCAGUGCCUCAGCAACUUCCUCCAUGAUCAGGACUUCUGCCCCGUGGAUCGCCAGCGGCUUCAGCUGCAGCAAUGCCGAGCCUCCAGCCUGCUGGUGCGUAACCUUCUGGACAAACUUACCGUGCUGUGCCCAUUCCGCAGCGAGUGCCAGCAGAACAUGCAGCGUUGUGAAUUGCAGCCCCAUCUGCACAACAGAUGUCCUGCAUUCAAACGGCUCAGGGAGGAGGCAGAGAGAAAGAAAAGACCCUCCUGGAAUGAGUUAAAGGGAAGCAAAUCAGAUGGAGACUUGACAGAUACAAAAUUCACCCCAUCAAUAACACGCACAACUCAAACCAGUGAAACUGGCCUGGUCAAUCCUGCCUUUGAGGAGGGUGAAGAUGAGCUUCUUCGGGGACAACAGCCAAAGCACCCUGUCCUGCCGAUUAUCCUUGGACCAAAGAAGGCCAACUGGGAAUCGAGGCGGGACACCCCUCUGAGAUCCAGUCUCGUAGCGGAGGCGACUGUGGUGGAGCUGUUUCUGGAAGAGCCAGAGGUGGAUUUAGGAUUGCGUAUAGUGGGAGGGAAAGACACACCUUUGGGCAACAUUGUCAUACAGGAGAUUGUGCAUGAUUCACUGGCUGGUCGGGAUGGCAAGCUGGCCCCAGGAGAUCACAUUCUAGAGGUUAAUGAUGUCAGUUUUGCAUCCAUCCCCCACAGUCGUGCCAUCGCUGUGCUUCGGCAGUCAUGUUCCCGUCUCAGGCUAACCGUAAUGCAGGAAAAGGGCUUCAAGCCCCGCCCGGAACAACUUGCAAAACCGUCAGCCUCUUCCCCAUCACAGCUGUCCAAUCCCAACCAGAACCGUGGCACUGUCAUUCAGGUCACCUUGGUGAAGCGCGAUCGCUCUGAACCACUGGGCAUCAAACUCAUCCGGAAGUCUGAGGAGCCAGGAGUCUUUAUUCUGGACCUUUUGCCUGGAGGCCUGGCUGCCAAAGAUGGGAAACUGCGGAAUAAUGACAAAGUGCUGGCCAUCAACGGACAGGACUUGAGACAUGGCAGCCCAGAGAGCGCAGCUCAGAUCAUACAGGCAAGUGAAAUGCGGGUGAACUUCGUAGUAAUGAGGCUUCCUGAUCUCUCUGAUGAGGUGGGUGAGGGACAAAUCAGAGGGGCCAGGAGGGGCCCUGAACCGCAGUACUUCAAGCGAUGUUCCACAUAUAUGAAGGACCCUCCAGGUGGGUUCUCCAGUCAGGAGAAGACGGUGAGUCUGAAGAAGGAACCUCGACACUCUCUGGGCAUCACCAUUGCAGGCGGUAGGGACUGCCGCAGCCGUUUGCCCGUCUACAUCACUAGUGUACAGCCAGUGGGCUGCCUGCACAGAGACGGCACCAUCAAAACAGGUGAUGUACUGCUGAGCAUAAAUGGUAUUGACCUGACCCAGCUGGCCUACAAUGAGGCAGUGACUGUGCUAAAGGCUCAGGCUGCUCAGAACACUGUAACACUACAAGUCAUCCAAACCUUUGCUGACAAGGAGGAACAGGAUGGAGAAUCUAGCAGUACAGAUGACAUGGACACACUGGAGGCCCCCAAAGAGGACAAUGUUAACUGGGUUCCUCUAUGGACCUGCUGGCUGGGCCUACCCAGCUACAUGCACUGGUGUCGAGAUAUUAUGCUGAUGAAGACCAACAGUGAGAGUUGGGGCUUCAGUAUCGUGGGGGGUUAUGAAGAGAGCCACGGCCAGCAGCCCUUCUUUAUUAAGACCAUUGUGCCUGGAACCCCAGCCCACUUUGAUGGACGCCUCAAGUGCGGUGAUGAGAUUGUUGCUGUGAAUGGAGUCACUACAGUUGGCAUGAAUAACUCCUCCUUGAUCCCAAUGCUGAAGCUGCAGAAGAACAAAGUCACAUUGACUGUGGUGUCCUGGCCUGGCAGCCUGGUUUAAAGACCUGGCCUGAACUUGUACCGCUGUUACUGGUUCUAUCACAAGAUGGAUUUUUAGUUGAAGUCCAUAAUUAGAAGAGAGAAUUGGAUGUUAAGUGUUGUUUUGUCCUCCCUGAAGGACUGGUUGCGGGUAAGAACAGAUGGGGCAAAACAGGGGAGACUGCCAACAAUCACUGACCCGGAAUUAAAAACAAGCAGGAAGGUUGACAUUGUUUAAUUCGCUGCACUGUAGACAUUUUAAUGUUUUACAGGAGUAAUAUUAUUUUGUUGAGCUGUAAUGAAGUGUGAACUGCACUUAAGGACACUGGGCAUGCUUGACUUAACAAGAGAAAUAUUAAGUUCCUACUUCAAUAGAAAAGUUUUAAAUUGGGAUAUUUUAACUUUGAACUAUGCCUCCAGCCUGGGUCUAAUUUAGUAUGAAACUUUAAGACAUUAUUUCCAUAUAUAACCUGUAAUCUUUUAGAUGUUGUAUGAUUGACUUUAAGUGGUCAGUAGUGAGGUAAUAAAUACAAAUAAUUAUUUUGACUAAAUGGAUUUGGACCACAUUAAAUUCUUAUAUUGAUGGCCUCUCUAAUUACACUCUAAUUGCACAUAGGUGGCCUCUCAUGUUAUGUGUUCUGAGCAUAGUGACACUAGUGGAACCCUUUGUUGUUGCUAUUGCAGAAUUAGUAUGGACUGUUUUAUGAAACCACAGCUUGGCUUGUUUGAAAUAUUUUCAAGAAUGGAAAUAUUUCUCGGGUGCCUUGCAUAUAAAAGUGUACAUACACACUGAUUCACACUUGCCUUAAUUGCCUGUAUACCAAAAAUGUCAUUCUUUAUCAUUGGCCUUUUAUCAAAUUUAGACUAUUUUAAUACCUUUUUAUAAAUGCUUUUAGUUCUUUUUCCCACUGAGAUCUGAGUUUGACCUUUUUAAUGUGCUUCAGUGAAUUCCAAUGAUGUUCUCUCCUUUGAGUAGCUGAGUAGCAUAGCAACAGGAAAGGGUUGCUAUGUUGACAGAAUAAAAGAUUGAGUUCUAUUUUAUUAUGUCGUUGUUGUUGUUGGGCAGUGACCACGCUAUUUCUUCUUUUUUUUUUAAAUUUUUUUUUUAUGUUUACUCUCCUAAUUGAACCGUAACAUUAUUUUCUAUUCCAUUAGGUCUAUUCUUUUAUUUUCUUAACUCCUGUGGAUUACCAAACAAUUAUUUAUGCUCCAUAUGUAUGUAUGUAUGUACAUAAUCAAUCCAAAUAUAAUGUAAUCCACUAGGAUUUAUCCUAAAGUGCAUUAGAAAAUCAAAACCUGAUCUGCAAGUUUCACUUCAGUAUGUGACGCCAUUUUAAACCUGUUUGGAUUACAUAUGGUUUUACUUCAACGGUGUUUUUCUGUUUUUAAGAGCUAAUGCUAAAGAUCCAUAUUUCACAGCCUCUGCAAAUCAGUCAUUAUAGUUCCUGUGGGAUUCCUAGGCAAUAACAGCAGCUUUGCCCUGUUGGGUAUCUCUCCAUCUGAGCAGCUUGAAGGGCAAAUGAGCCACGUGCUGUCACACAGGGGAUCUUUGGAGGAUGUAAAUCAACCCACUGCGGUCUGAAUUUAAGCCUUGAACUAUGAACCAAGGAUUAAAUGGUUUUAAAUCCUUCUGACAAGCUAAACCAAUGUAACCAUAGGUUGCCAACUGUGAAAGAAUAAAUAAUGUUUUUUUCUUUCUAUACAGUGUGUGAGGUAUACACAGUUGGAUUUGGAGUGAGAUGUUAAUGUCUCAGUUAUGUCAAACUCCAACCAUCAAGACAUUACCUGUCCAAAAGUCAUAAGUCACUGAGCACCUGCAGAGAAUGCGAGACUCAAAACAAGGCACAAAGGUUGCAACGGGGCUAAAGGCACACCGGAGAUUUGCUUUUUUCUGGUCACAUCAAUAUAUAAAUAUUUAUUUUUGCUGAAUAUUGAUGGAACUACAUCAUUUGUGUGAAAAGAAACUGUUCAUCAUAACUGUGGUUUUGAUUAAAAUUCACCCCAUAUACCAUCCUUUCACUUAUUGGACAGUUAUUUAAAAAAAAAAGUUUGAUUUAAUCACCUUGAACAAAACUUAAAAUGAAAGUAUUUUUUCUCACAAUAAAUAUUUCAGGGAUUUUCAUUUGCAACAUUUAAAAAAAAUAUUAACAAUUAGAUCAAAUUGCCUCAAAAUCAAUUUAUUUGCUAUUUAGUGUUUAGUGAGAAGGCGCCUUUUACCCCACUGGGACUUUAACCCUGUUGUACCCUAUUAGACACAGAUCUUUAUCUCCGUUCGUAUAUAUUUCAAAGAUGAUGUAACACAAAACAAGUAAUAUUAAAAUAACCAAAGAAUUCUGUAAUGUACACAUUCCAUCAAAAAUGACUGUCAUUAUUUAAAGGCAAAUUUGAAACUUCACUUGUGUAUUUUCACCAUCUUCAUUGUCUUAACCUGCCCCCUAGAGGGCAUGUGAAGCUCAAUAUAAUGACAUUUAUUUAUUAAAAUGUAUGCGUUGUUGUACAAUUGCUACUAAAUCUAUUAUCUAGCUAGCAUCGUCUUGGGCCACAAGCAAAAGAGUUAAUAUUCUCUUAAGUGCAGCUGUGAAUCUGAAUCACUCAUGCCAAGUUAAGUUUGUUUUUCACACUCCUCACAACCCCCAUGGUCUAAUGGAAAGUAAUAGCAAUACAUUCAACUUUUAAUUCCCUGUAUUUAUGCAAUAAAUCUAUU
Xyrauchen texanus (razorback sucker) is the source of this 5184-nucleotide messenger RNA. RefSeq names its product ligand of Numb protein X 2-like. NCBI's taxonomy places the organism in Eukaryota, Metazoa, Chordata, Actinopteri, Cypriniformes, Catostomidae. The transcript has 11 exons. The record is from RefSeq and is a predicted model, not a curated record. Gene Ontology annotation, molecular function: ubiquitin-protein transferase activity; metal ion binding; protein binding. The coding region runs from base 391 to 2502 and encodes 703 amino acids.